GGCCAUAGAUGAAAAUGAUUAAACCGGACUUCAAAAAUCCUUCUUUAGAAAUCGACCUAAAACAGGAGAACAGAAUGGAUUGCAAGAUCUCAUUGCGUUUGUGUUUACUUUAUGUGUUGUUUUUGCUGUAUGUAAGCGGACUUGUGGGGGUUGUCGGUGCACAACCCACAGCGACUGCGUGGAUCGUAUCACCGGAGAGAGAUCAGAAGAUAGGUGGGCGGGUUGAGAUGAGGUGUGUCGCCUCAAACCUGGAGGAAAAUCACACCGUGGAGUGGAGGACUGAGAAUCUAACACUGAGAUGGGGUGACACUACUGUUGGAGGAAAUGAUCCACGAUUUAUGUUCGAGACAAAGCAGACAGGUAACAGGACAAUUACUCAAGAAUUCAACAUUAAUGAUUUACAAUCUGGUGACGAUGAUGAAUAUGUGUGUAAUGUUAAGGACCCAAUAGCUAGCGGAGGACAUAAGAUUCUUGUCAAUAUCACGAUCAGACUGAGAGUGUACUCCUCCAAUGAGUCCUUCCCUGUCUGCUCUCCCGACGGGCCCAUUACAGUAGACGCUAGGACACAGCUACAUUUGUCAUGUGCAUCCGAUACUGGUAGCCCCCACAUCGAUAUUUCUCAGCAAACGCCACCGACGGUGUUCAUCAGUUACCAAUGGCGAGUAUUAAUCAGCAGUGGACUAUCCUCCAGGUCAUUAGAUUUAAUUGUAGAUGUUAGCGAUGACAAUCUAACGUUCGUGUGUACUAUCCAAUCCGUGACUUUUUACGGUGAAUUACCGGUACACCUGCACUCUUGCAUCAUUGGACCCAUACAUGUAGUGUCAGUAUCUCCAACAUUCACAACACCACUCUCGGGACAAACAACUUCAAACCCAUUGACAAAGUUUCCCAGCAGCUCAACACCAGGCAGUGACUUGAACACAUCUCUCGUUGCAGGUGCAUCAGUAAGUGGAGUAGUUGCACUUGUCCUCAUUGCCUUCUUCAUUGUGAUCUGCCGAAGGAAGGGCCACUCUAUCAAAUCUAGGAAUAAAAAAACAAACACCAAUUCGACCUCGAACCAAACGAAAGUGGAAUUUCAAUCCGGCCUGUUGCAUAUAUAUGACAAUCCUGGAUUGGUUGGUCAAGACAAUCAGGAACCAGAUCAACAUAACGAGACAGGAAUUGCCGGUGAAAUUCCCUUGCAUGCAAAUCCAACAUCGGGCUGCAGCACUAGCACCUUACAAGCCUCUAAUACACCUGUGCCUGCUGAGGAGAGAGUUGAGAGCAAAAUGCUGCCUGUGUACGCAAAACCAAACAAAUCACAAGCCUCAAAGGAAAGCGAUCAAGGAGUGAAGAUUCUGCAUCCAGGUCAGUCAGGAGAGACUAUGGAGCAGAGAUACAGCAGUCCCGUCUUCGAUUCUACAGACCCCGAGAGUAUCACUGAUCAAUUGGAAGACAAGAUGCCCCAUAAGCCGAUAGCAAAGGUUCCACCGAUGACGAAAAUACCAUCGAAACCUCUUCCUUAUAAACCCAAACUGCAGCGUGUAAGUAAUCCGGAUGACAACACUCCAAACUACCCACGACCACCACCCACACAUCAGGAUGUUCCACCCCCAGCAGCAUCCAUGGACACUGGUCAAAUUGGAAGGAGCGAUGGACCACAGCCACUGACCAAUGCUGACGUUUCCUACGCUCAGAUCUCAGUCCCUGGGAAUCGGAGCAGUGCCAGGCCUAACCAAGACCCGACCACUGACCAGCCAUCCAGUGACCAUCUUGUCUACGCUGAUUUGUCUCUGCAAUCAUCAAAUCCAGCCACAGAUGAAGAUCAAGGGGAAGAGCCUGUAAUGUAUGCAAGGGUCAUGAAGAAAUAAGAAGACAGGUACCCAGUUACUCCUGGCUGGUUGGAGAGAGGCACAUCGGAGUAAAGUGACUCGCCUUGGCUGUUGAAAUAGCUUGUAGUUUAUCAACUGAUAUUCAUAGGGCCAUAAACGUUUGUAAAUUUCAGUUUUCAAGUAAUCAGUCUAAUUCAUCAAAAGUUUAUCAAAUUCUUGAUAAAUUGAAAUAAGUGCGAAUGUAAAAUAAACUGAAAGUAAUGGUUGUGCUUAAAUUUUGAUCAUCUGGGAAACUCAGAUUCGUUUUAAAUGCACUCAUAUCGUGUUUAGCUUUGCGGAAUUUGUUUAUUGAAAUCAUACUGCAUCUUUGUAUAAUUUGCAUUUUUUUACUCGAUCAGGAAAAGGCUUUGAGCCAUUUAUAUUUAUUGAAAAAGUGGCACAGGGAGUGUAACGCCAAUGCCGGAGUUUGUUGUUGCGAAAAUAUGUUUGUGCAUGGCUUGUAUUUUAUUGUCGCCAACGUGCAUGUGAAAUACUGAGCCGACAUUACAAUGAGUGUCUGGGUCAGUCAUUGUUAUGUCUGAGUUCAGUUUUUACCUGAGCUCUGACAUAGCCGACCCUGGUUAGCAUACGAAAGGGAAGCGGCAUUGAUACAUUUCAGCACUUUUGGCAUCUUUUAUAGGGUGAUCGUAUACUGGUCUGCCUACAUGGGAAAAAACUAGAUUUGUACGGAACGUAUAAGUCUUUGUCGAGGGUUCCAGUCUUCAUUGACACAUCAUUGAGCUACCUCUUAGAUACAGAUUAUUUAGGUAAAUAGAACGAUGUAUUAGGCGGAAGUUGAUUUGUUUAUUUCUCCUGAGUGUGUGGUGCUUCCACCAGGAAGGAGUCCUAUUUGCAGGUGCGCAACCUACGAUAACAGCGAUGAUCCUAACACCGGAGGCUGAUCGAAAGGAGGGUGGCUCGAUUGAGAUAAAGUGUGUUGCUAUCAACCUGACCUCAAAUCACACCGUAGAAUGGAGGACUGAAGAACCGGAGAUGGUUCUAAGAUUUGGAACCCAGACUUAUUGGACCAAUAGUCGCUUCAUGUUUGAAACACUUAUGACAGAAAAUGAAUAUAUUCAGGAAAUUUUUAUUGACCCUUUGCUCAGAAACGACCUGGAUGAGUAUAUAUGCAAUGUUCUUGACUUGACAAUCAACACAGGAAACAGAGUUGUUGCCACAGAUAGAGUGAAACUAUCAGUGUUGUACUUCCCAAAUGAACCCUUCCCUAUCUGCUCUCCUGAUGGAGCCAUUACAGUUAAUGUCGGCACUGAAUUAGACAUGCAAUGUUCAUCGGAGGCAGGUAACUCCGCUGUAAUGAUGGAAGUAUUGAAAACGGCAGAACUGUCCAAAAGCUACAUGUGGAUGAUUAUAACAAGCAAUAAUACCAUCACUGGGUCAUCCAAUUCGACGGUCGAUUAUACUGACAAUAACAUCAGAUUCCUGUGUGUCAUCUCCUCAGUGUAUUACCCUUGCAUGGUCCGCUCUUGCCAAAUAGGACCAAUCAAAGUAUGCGGUAGGGUACCUCUUGUUACUGGAUGGAAAUUGUGAGGAAGAUAUAAUGACAACUGAGAUAUCUAUGACAUCAUCUAACAUCCAGACACCAAUCGAGUGUAUCAAUAUUCAGCCAUCUCCCCCAACUUCAUGGAUCGCUGCCUUCGUGGUUGCUGUCGUUUUCCUUGCUCUCUCUUGUGUCAUUAUCAUCCUUUUGACCUGUAAAAAUUUCAAACAAAGAAGGCUCAUCAGUAGUCUAACUGAGAAAGUCAGUGUACUGGUGCCUAAAUCUGAUCCAUACACGGAGCUGCAUUCGACGGAUGACAGUAACACAGCAUACACAGAGCCGGUUACCAAAGGAUCGACCAGUACACGACAUACCUACUACAAUACACUUGACAUUGAGAAUGAAAAGACAGCAGAUGACUACGAACAACCCGAGGACAAAUAUGAAGCAGUUGGUGAUCCAAAGAGAAACCAGAACAAGAUUUGAAUAAUCAUACUUUAGACGUUAUCUGUUUGGUGUUUAUACACAACAAAAGUGUUGGCUGUAACAACAUGAAGUGUAAAGAUUUAGAAAGGAGCAAGGUCUUGUUAAUACAUCUCUUCUUUUUGAUGAAUAACUGACACGAAUAACUGAAAGUACUGAAUAAGUCAUGUAUUGUAGAAUCAUUGGCUUUGCACUGAGCUUCACCCAAGCAUAAUGUACCUUAGUUGUAUGCGUUCUGCAGGAUAUGCACUUAACAAAAAAUAAAAAUUGUUCUUGCUCCAGCAUUGCUAGGCGGUGCACUCAAGACGAGCGUUAUAUGUUAUGUUUAGUAAUUUGAGCUCUGCUUGUGGUUACUUUCCUUGUACAUAUACGACAAAUUGGUUCAAACGGGAAGUUGGAUCGAUGCAAACAAUUACUUACAUUGUUCCAACCUGGAAUUAGUUCACAUUAAUUGAAAAGGUUGCCUUACAUGUAUCUAAAAGUGGCCGUAGAUUAGAUUUUCAUUUGCGAAAUAAAUUCAUGUGGCUUUUAUUGUAAAUGGCUAUAGAAAAAUGAAUUGGCAUUAUGAAUGUCUAGGUUUGCUCUUGUUACGUUCCAGUUUAAUUUUACCUGAGCUCUGACAUAGCUGACCCUGAUUAGCAUAUGAGAAGAAAAGAGGGAGGGAUUCGUUACAGUGAAAGCACAGUAAGCGGAAACUGACAGAAAAAGAAAACUAGAUUUACACUGAACUUGUAGAAAUGUAAGGCUAAUUGUCGUAAGUAUUGGCUGACUUAACUGGAGAUAUUCUGGAUUGAUCAACAAAUCGCAGGCAAGCAGAGAGAUGGACGAAAUAAAACGUAUUGGUUUAUUCCUCCUGUGCACAUGGUGCUUGGAUCAGAAACGAGUCAUGAUUGCAGGUGCGCAACCUACGGUCGCAGCGAUGAUCGUAACACCGGAGACUGAUCGUAAGGAGGGUGGCUCGAUUGACAUGAAGUGUGUUGCUAUCAAUCUGACCUCAAAUCACACCGUAGAAUGGAGGACUGAAGAACCGCAGAUGAUUCUAAGAUUUGGUACCCAGACUUUUUGGACCGAUAGUCGCUUCAUGUUUGAAACACUUAUGACAGAAAAUGAAUAUAUUCAGGAAAUUGUUAUUGACCCUUUGCUCAGAAACGACACGGAUGAGUAUAUAUGUAAUGUUAUUGACUUGACAAUCAACACAGGAAACAGAGUUGUUGCUACAGAUAGAGUGAAACUAUCAGUGUUGUACUUCCCAAAUGAACCCUUCCCUAUCUGCUCCCCUGAUGAAUCCAUAAGAGUCGACGCUGGAACGGAAUUUAACAUGCAGUGCUCAACUGAGGCUGGUAACUCAGCAGUUAGGAUAACUGUUAACGACACAUCUUCUCGAUACGAUGCCAACCUCUCGGACUUUGUGGCCACUAAUGACACAUUAUCGGUUUCAUUAAAUCUAACUGUUUGUGCCACUGAUGUUAAUACCACAUUUGAGUGCACGAUUUCAUCUAAGUAUUACCCUAACAUGACACAAGCAUGUUUCAUCGGGCCAAUUAACGUCGUCGGUGCAACCAAAUCACAUGCUACGAGCUGUAUAACAACCACACCCUCAGACUCCAACCAGACCAUGAUGGAUCCUGUUGCAACAACACCUACUCCCUCAUUCUCUCACACGGCAAUAAUAGCAGGUGCUUCAGCGGGUGGAGUAGCUGCACUUGUCCUCUUAUUGGCCUUGGUCGUCAUUAGCCGAAAGUGUGGCUUUCUAAGUGCCAAUUCAACACCGGCAAAACACGACACUGACUCGAAGUCGAUGCCUUCAAUCAGUCAACAAGCUUCAGACGUGGCAACACGCAGAAAUGACGGAUUCGGCGCUUCGGUAAACCCAGACGCAGCAUCGGUGACGGGUCCCCCGUGUUCCACAGAUUCAGGCAAUUCAGGUAUCGAGAUUCGCACCCCUAUCAAAGAAACAAGCCAUGAUGACAGUACAAAGUUACGGGUGACUCCUCCUAGCACGGCAGCCGAAACAAGAUACCAAUCCUUUGACGCCACCCAACAGAAGUACAGCAAUCCUGUGUUCGAUUCUACUGACCCAGACAGUACUUCUGAACCAUCAGGACUUACACCCAUCACAGCUCUCAAACCGAUAGCCAAAGUUUCACCGACAGUUAAAGUUCCUAAGAAGCCAGAGCCUUAUAAACCUAAAGCACAGCGUGCGAGCAAGCACAAUGAAGUUACUGAUGACCUACAGGAAGGAGAUCACAAACCCUGACCCCACCCCCUACUUCUCCUCUAGCAACGCCGAACAAUGACGAGGUUUCUUACGCUCAGAUCUCGGUCCCUUCAAAACAGGAACAAAAUAGGCCUAGUCAAGAACCAUUUCUUAAUCAGCCAUCCAGUGACAAUAUGGUUUAUGCGGAUUUAGAUUUGAAGUAAAUUCAGUCUACAAGCAAACUGUGAAUUUGAAAGCACGAUAUGGGCAAAAUAAACCUUUUUAAAGUUUUUGUCAGCUUUCUUGUUGUUUAUAAUACCAACUCUUUUUCUUUGGUUAAAUUUGGCCCUGUCAUUCUCACGGCAUUAAAAAUUGUUUUCUUUUUUGAUCGCACCGCAGUCUUUACAUCAUUUUCGUCUACUUACAGAUUGUGUGUAUAUUUUGGAAGAUUAAAAUGUCACGGUUAUAAUGCUUCAUUUUCGGUGUAAUUAAUACAAGCACUCACUUUAUAAAGAUAAUGUAAAGCCUUAUGCUCUUUUCAACGAGUCAGUGUACAAAAUGAUAUGCACAAGUCAGUCAAAUUACUUAAAUUGUCUUGUACCAAACAACAUAAUUAUUACAUAUUACACUUUUGAGAGUAUAUAGCCAAGUGGCUCAAUGUAGUAGUUUUGCCGGUCUUACAUGAAACUGGGACUCCUAUUAUACAUCUAUAUUGUCUCAUUUGCCAAAUGGUCUGUGUGAGACAUGUGCAACGCGGUUAAUGAGUCCGUAUUUCAUGAAGUUCCGAUUUCACACCACACCUUUUCUUUUAUAAUCUGAUUUAUUUAUUGUUGGCAUUCUUAAGUCGUUAAAAAGUAAACAUGGGAUUGCUUUUGUUUAAGUGUUAAAUUCUAAAUCAAAUUUCGAUUUCGUCGUAAUUAUAUACUGUAUCAGUAAAAUCAAGAUAAAGAAAGAAAACUUUUUGUAAAUGUCUAACGAUGUCGCCGCAGACUUGAAAAGACUAUUAUUAAAAAAAAUUAUUUAGACGUACUGCUGCGCAGUCGUAUGCUACUAACAUUGAAAAAAACCAUGAUUGCACUUAUCUAAUUUUAAAUUUAACUGUUUUGUUAUCAGUUUAAAAGCUUUGUUAUGUAAGCGAUAUUUCGUAAGGUAAAAAAUGCUCUUGGGCAAUGCGCAUUAAUUUAAAAAAAUGCAUGAAUUCAUGUUAAGAAGUAAACUAUGUGGAUGUAUUAUGCAUGUAAAGGGCGAUAAGUUUAAUAGUAUUUUAAAUUUAAUAAUUAUUGCAGAUAGUCCCGAUUCUUAAAAACAAAACUACGGAGAUACAAAGACAUGCAGUACGGUUAAGCCUAAAUGGAAAACAGGACAAUGUUCAUACUAUGUAUAUAAUUAUAAUUUCCCCAAACAAGGAACUUCCUGCUGAAAUUCUUUGAUUUUUACGUCUAUUGUAACAAAAAAGCUAGAUCAAGUCUGUUUCAGUAAGGAUUACUAGAGCAAAAAUGCUAUCCGGAAUUUCAUGAACUUUGUUUUUAGACAGGCAUCGGUUCACCUUAUAAGUUAAACACGCAAUAUGUAACCUACAAAUAUUAAGUUUUUAGAACUGCUUUGUUUUACAGAAAAUUCAUGACAUUUAGCUCUCGAUAUAUUUUCAUGUAACAUUGCAGGACUUUCCUUAUAGUUUUUGUGUACUUUGUGAUCAAUACUUUGUUCAAUUAAUGACUUAAAAAUUCUUGUAUUCAUUUAAAGGGGUUGUUUGCUACUGAAACCAAACUUUUGCCAAACGCUCGCGGAAAACUGUAGAUGACGCGAAAUAUAUAGUUCUGCUGCCGCUG
Messenger RNA from Acanthaster planci (crown-of-thorns starfish), 7857 nucleotides. RefSeq lists its product as uncharacterized. The record is from RefSeq and is a predicted model, not a curated record. Lineage: Eukaryota; Metazoa; Echinodermata; Asteroidea; Valvatida; Acanthasteridae.